This is a messenger RNA of Physella acuta, 2127 nucleotides long. RefSeq names its product involucrin-like. NCBI's taxonomy places the organism in Eukaryota, Metazoa, Mollusca, Gastropoda, Physidae. The record is from RefSeq and is a predicted model, not a curated record.
CGACUAGAAGAAGACGUCUUGUUGCUACAGCGACUAGAAGAAGACGUCUUGUUGCUACAGCGACUAGAAGACGUCUUGUUGCUACAGCGACUAGAAGAUGACGUCUUGUUGCUACAGCGACUAGAAGACGUCUUGUUGCUACAGCGACUAGAAGACGUCUUGUUGCUACAGCGACCUGAAGAAGACGUCUUGUUGCUACAGCGACUAGAAGACGUCUUGUUGCUACAGCGACUAGAAGACGUCUUGUUGCUACAGCGACUAGAAGAUGACGUCUUGUUGCUACAGCGACUAGAAGAUGACGUCUUGUUGCUACAGCGACCUGAAGAUGACCGACCUGAAGAAGACGUCUUGUUGCUACAGCGACUAGAAGAUGACGUCUUGUUGCUACAGCGACCUGAAGAUGACGUCUUGUUGCUACAGCGACCUGAAGAUGACGUCUUGUUGCUACAGCGACCUGAAGAAGACGUCUUGUUGCUACAGCGACCUGAAGAAGACGUCUUGUUGCUACAGCGACUAGAAGAUGACGUCUUGUUGCUACAGCGACUAGAAGACGUCUUGUUGCUACAGCGACCUGAAGAAGACGUCUUGUUGCUACAGCGACUAGAAGAUGACGUCUUGUUGCUACAGCGACUAGAAGAUGACGUCAUGUUGCUACAGCGACUAGAAGAUGACGUCUUGUUGCUACAGCGACUAGAAGAUGACGUCAUGUUGCUACAGCGACCUGAAGAUGACGUCUUGUUGCUAAAGCGACCUGAAGAAGACGUCUUGUUGCUACAGCGACUAGAAGAAGACGUCUUGUUGCUACAGCGACUAGAAGAAGACGUCUUGUUGCUACAGCGACCUGAAGAAGACGUCUUGUUGCUACAGCGACUAGAAGAUGACGUCUUGUUGCUACAGCGACUAGAAGAAGACGUCUUGUUGCUACAGCGACCUGAAGAUGACGUCUUGUUUCUACAGCGACCUGAAGAUGACGUCUUGUUGCUAAAGCGACCUGAAGAAGACGUCUUGUUGCUACAGCGACUAGAAGAUGACGUCUUGUUGCUAAAGCGACCUGAAGAAGACGUCUUGUUGCUACAGCGACUAGAAGAUGACGUCUUGUUGCUACAGCGACUAGAAGAUGACGUCUUGUUGCUACAGCGACCUGAAGAUGACGUCUUGUUUCUACAGCGACCUGAAGAUGACGUCUUGUUGCUAAAGCGACCUGAAGAAGACGUCUUGUUGCUACAGCGACUAGAAGAUGACGUCUUGUUGCUACAGCGACUUGAAGAAGACGUCUUGUUUCUACAUCGACCAGAAGAAGACGUCUUGUUGCUACAGCGACUAGAAGAUGACGUCUUGUUGCUACAUCGACCAGAAGAAGACGUCUUGUUGCUACAUCGACUAGAAGAUGACGUCUUGUUGCUACAGCGACCUGAAGAAGACGUCUUGUUGCUACAUCGACCAGAAGAAGACGUCUUGUUGCUACAGCGACUAGAAGAUGACGUCUUGUUGCUACAGCGACUAGAAGACGUCUUGUUGCUACAGCGACUAGAAGAAGACGUCUUGUUGCUACAGCGACCUGAAGAUGACGUCUUGUUGCUACAGCGAGUAGAAGAUGACGUCUUGUUGCUACAGCGACCAGAAGAAGACGUCUUGUUGCUACAGCGACUAGAAGAAGACGUCUUGUUGCUACAGCGACUAGAAGAUGACGUCUUGUUGCUACAGCGACUAGAAGACGUCUUGUUGCUACAGCGACUAGAAGAAGACGUCUUGUUGCUAAAGCGACCUGAAGAAGACGUCUUGUUGCUACAGCGACCAGAAGAUGACGUCUUGUUGCUACAGCGACCAGAAGAUGACGUCUUGUUGCUACAGCGACCUGAAGAUGACGUCUUGUUGCUACAGCGACUAGAAGAAGACGUCUUGUUGCUACAGCGACUAGAAGAAGACGUCUUGUUGCUACAGCGACUAGAAGAUGACGUCUUGUUGCUACAGCGACCUGAAGAUGACGUCUUGUUGCUACAGCGACUAGAAGAAGACGUCUUGUUGCUACAGUCAGUGUCACGAUCUGACAACGUCCAUCAUAAUUAUGAGAUAGGGACGCUACUAGACCGGACUAAAAUCGGCGACAAAAGCCGAUUAUGUAAAUAG